Labrus bergylta (ballan wrasse) is the source of this 1294-nucleotide messenger RNA. RefSeq names its product single-stranded DNA binding protein 1 (gene ssbp1). NCBI's taxonomy places the organism in Eukaryota, Metazoa, Chordata, Actinopteri, Labriformes, Labridae. Gene Ontology annotation, biological process: mitochondrial DNA replication; positive regulation of helicase activity. Gene Ontology annotation, molecular function: single-stranded DNA binding. Gene Ontology annotation, cellular component: mitochondrial nucleoid. The record is from RefSeq and is a predicted model, not a curated record.
GUUUUUUCGGAGGAUUAUCGGAUUGUCGGAUCUGUAUUGGAGACGGACCGGAAGCAGCGUGAGGUUACCGAAGUCUCUUCUGAAGUGUUACACCUGAUCAGCUCCCUCAGCCUGCAGUCCAGUGUUUCCUCCAGAGUCGAUUGUGCAGCACCGAGAAGAUGUUUAGAAGUGCCUCAGCUCAGAUCUUCAGACAGGCGGUGAGAUACAGGAGCACGGACACCAACCUCAUCCUGGAGAGAUCGAUAAACCGCGUACAGCUGUUAGGACGAGUGGGUCAGGACCCGGUGAUGAGACAGGUGGAGGGUCGAAACCCCGUCACUAUCUUCUCAAUAGCAACCAACGAGAUGUGGCGCUCUGGAGAGGGAGAGAUGAGCUCAACAGCAGGGGACAUCAGUCAGAAGACCACAUGGCAUCGUGUGUCCGUGUUCAAACCUGGUUUGAGGGACGUGGCGUACCAGUACGUCAAGAAAGGGUCGAGGAUUCUAGUCGAGGGGAAACUGGACUAUGGAGAGUACGUGGACAAGAACCAGGUCAGACGACAGGCCACCACCAUCAUCGCAGACAACAUCGUCUUCCUGAGCGACAACGUUCGAGACAAAAUGUGAGGGGCUUUGCCUCUUAGUCAACAUCUUUUUGUAUCUUCUUGUUUAUACAAAAACCUGAACGCCACCAAAGAAAAGAACUGACUCCCCCUAGAGGAAGGGGAGAGAGUAUCCUGUGUCACCCUGAGGAGACUCCUGCAGACUCUGAGGCAUCAGGAGAAGCAAAAAAGAGCCCAGUGUAUCUCCACUUAUGUAUUUGAUCAUGUAUAUAACCCAUAAAAACAUAAAGUUUAUACCUUUUUUUUUUUUUUUUGUUUGUACUCAAGUUUUAUGUGUGAAAAUAAUGUUAAAAGCGAGAGGUGAAAAGCAGUGUAAGAUGUUUCACUGGAGUUGUAGCUCCGUUGAGAUGAUGAAAGCUCCUGUUGUCCGGGAUGAGGAUCAUUAACAUUUUUUUGUUUUUACAGGUUUUCUUCAUAUUUGUCAAUAAAUAAUCUUCUCUUUAUCUCAUUACAUCAGGAAAUGUUUCUUUGCAAAAGGCCUGCGGUUUACAGCUCUCAUACUGCAAACUGGUUGUCAGCUUUGACCUGACAACAGUUUCUGAAUGCUUUGAAGUUUGUAGCUUACUCCAGUCUGAAUGUUAUGACUUUUUCUGUGUUUUGUUGAGCUUAAUUUUCUAGCUGUGAGGCAGAAUCAAGUAAAAAGCACUUCAUUGUUUUACAUCUUUUUCAUCCAAUAAAAUCCUUCAUCUCCAA